Messenger RNA from Conger conger (European conger), 5938 nucleotides. Its product is annotated as zinc finger MYM-type protein 2-like. Bases 244 to 4470 code for a protein of 1408 amino acids. NCBI's taxonomy places the organism in Eukaryota, Metazoa, Chordata, Actinopteri, Anguilliformes, Congridae. The record is from RefSeq and is a predicted model, not a curated record. Gene Ontology annotation, molecular function: zinc ion binding. The transcript is spliced from 23 exons.
CUAUUAUUUAUUUAUUUAUUUAUUUUCUUAGAGACAAAGUUUUGGAGUUUAAAGUUUCCUCGAAAAUGUUAGCAAGCCGGCUCUGCUCGCAAGUUCCAGUCAGGUCGACGUCAGUGACCGGUUGUCUUCAUACCGGCGGUCUGUGACUCUCCGGAUAAAACGGAGAUUCUGCUCGUUCGCACGGUCAAGGGCACGGCCCGAGGGAAAGCCUGCAUUAUGCUAAGAGUGGUGGUUGCCUAAGUGAUGGAUGGAGGUUUGUCAGAGGGUGCGGAACCCAGGCUGGGAGGAGAGGAGGGAGAGGAGCGGGUGGAAGAGACGUCCCCCACGGACAUUGUGGCUAAGCCUACGGUGGAGACAACAGCCACAGAGGUGGAGGCAGAUGGCGCCAGCAGUCCUACCCUCACCCCCGCAACUUCUGAAACCCCCAAGGCUCCUGAGGAUGACGAUGAUGUGAUGUUGCUGGAUGCCCCACCAGACCCCUCUCCCACUCCCCAAACUAAUGCCCCCACAGAAGCCCCCUCACCUAAACCCACGGACAAUGCCGAGGAGAGCACCAAGGCGACCACUCCCCCACCACAUGCCCCCAACAAGACCCCCUCUCCCCCUCCUCUCUCUACCUCUCCCUCUCCUGACUCCUCCACUCCACCUGAUUCUGCAGCAACAGCUAAAGGCCAAGGGGAGCCUAUUGUGAUCGACGAUGAGGAAGAGUCCGCAGAGCGGAAGAACUCUUCUUCAGCCCUGAGCAGCACGGAGCCUGACUCGGAGAUCAAGAUCGCCAGUGUCACCACACUGGGCGUGACCUCUGCCACCAACUCUGGCUCGCCUCCCAGCAAUGGCCCUGCCUCCCCUUCCGCUGUCGUCACAGCGACGGGGGAGCCGGCUGCAGAACCGACCCAGGGGGACAUGAACUUGCGGAUCACUAGCGUGACGUCGCUGCAGAAGACCGGGGCUGGGGCGGGACCUGGGGAGGAGAACGGCCUGCAGAUUAGCGGGACCUUCAGUCUGAACCCUGAGGCACAGGGCUCACCCUCCGAUCUCUCCACCUCCUCCAGGGCCCCCACAUUCAACCCCGGUCGAGUUAGCACAGCCUGCGAACCGGUCCAGAAUGGGGAGACUAGCACACUGCAGAGGCCUGAUUCCUGCAUAUCCCAGUCUGCUUCUUUCCCUCGGACCCAGAAGCAGCCAGCAGUGGACUCCCCAGCGCCGGCUGCCUCGCUACCCAAACCGGUAGCCUCCUCCUCAGGCUCAGCCCCUCAGCAGGGCCCCAGGACGGUGAAGGUCACCUGCGCCAACUGCAAGAAACCCCUCAAGAAAGGCCAGACCGCCUACCAACGCAAAGGCUCCACUCACCUCUUCUGCUCCACCACCUGCCUCUCCUCCUUCUCCCACAAACCCGCCCCCAAGAAGAACUGUACCAUGUGCAAGAAGGACAUCACCAGCAUGAAAGGCACCAUUGUAGCUCAGGUGGACUCCAGUGAGACCUUCCAGGAGUUCUGCAGCACGGGCUGCCUGGCGUCUUAUGAGAAUAAGCAGAACCCGCCCAAAACCGCUGUCAGGACCAAGUGUACCGUGUGCGGGGAGACGACUGAGAUUCGGCACGAGGUCAGCUUUAAGAACGUCACCCACAAGAUCUGCAGCGACACGUGCUUCAACCGCUACCGCAUGGCCAACGGGCUGAUCAUGAACUGCUGUGAGCAGUGCGGGGACUACCUGCCCAGCAAGGCCUCCGCCAACCACUUCCUGGUGAUCGACGGCCAGCAGAAACGCUUCUGCUCCCAGAACUGCGUCAGGGACUACAAGCAGACUCAUGGGAAGAUGACGCACUGCACAGGGUGCCGCACUGUGUGCCGCUCGUUUGACGUGACGCACUGCAUCGGGCCCAGCGGCACCAUGGAGCCCUACUGCUCCACAGCCUGCAUGGCCAAGAGCAAGACCACGAGCAACGCAGUCAGCACCAUCACCAACGCCGUCACAGCAGAGCCCACGUGUCAUUUCUGUAAGAGGAAUUCACUGCCGCAGUACCAGGCUACGCUCCCUGAGGGCACUGUCUAUAACUUCUGCAGCUCCAGCUGUGUAACUAAGUUCCAGACCGCGAAUAUGCAGACCCUAAAUGGGCAGACAAUGGCCUCCACGCCCAGUGGAGUUCAGCUGAAAUGCAACUACUGCCGGGGUGCCUUCAGCCUGAAGCCUCAGACACUGGAGUGGGAGAAUAAAGUGUAUCAGUUCUGCAGCAAGACCUGCUGCGACGACUAUAAGAAGCUGCACUGCAUCGUGACGUUCUGCGAGUACUGCCAGGAGGAGAGGACACUGCACGAGACCGUCAGCUUCUCUGGGGUCAAGAGGCCUUUCUGCAGCGAGGGUUGUAAGCUGCUGUACAAGCAGGACUUUGCACGGCGGCUGGGUCUGAAGUGUGUGACGUGCAACUACUGCACCCAGAUGUGCAAGAGAGGUGUGACCAAGCAGGUGGACGAUGUGCAGCGGGACUUCUGCAGUGAGGCCUGUGCGAAGAAGUUCAACGACUGGUACUACAAGGCGUUGCGCUGUGACUGCUGUAAGCUGCAGGGGAACCUGACAGAGUCGGUGCAGUGGAGAGCUGAGAUGAAGCACUUCUGCGACCAGCAGUGUCUCCUGCGCUUCUACUGCCAGCAGAACCAACCCAACCUCUGCACUCAAAAGGGCCCUGAGAACAUGGCCCUGGGAUAUGGAGCACAGCUGACAGGAGCCAAAGCUACGAUAUUUAACCAGGCAGUCGUGUCAUCGUUUGCUGGAGGGAUGUUGAAAGAUGUGAAGAACAAGGCGGUGCUCUGCAAACCCCUCACCAUGACCAAGGCCACAUACUGCAAACCACACAUGCAGAGCAAGCACUGUCAGACAGAGGAGUUGGUGAAGAAGGAGUAUGUUCCUGUCCCCAUCCCUGUCCCCGUUUACGUUCCUGUGCCCAUGAACCUGUACACGCAGGCCACGCCCACAUCUGUCACACUACCUAUCCCGGUGCCCGUGCCAGUGUUCCUGCCCACCACCCUGAGCAACGCGGAGCAGAUCCUCCACACCAUCUCUGAGCUGAAGACCAAAGUCCCCGCCGACCCACUGGAGGCCGACCUGCUCACCAUGGCCGAGAUGAUCGCAGAGGCUGACGAUGAGAAGCCCAGCCUCACAGGUGUGAAACGUGAACGUGUGGAAAGAGAUGACAUAAAGAGUGAGAGUGAGGAGGAAGAGGAGGGGCAGGAAGGUACAGAUGACUCCUACCAACACAACCUGGACCUGGAGGAGGACUUCCCCCAAGUUCCUGUUCUGGUUCCUGCAGUUGAAGGCUUGGAGACUGAAAUGGGACUUAUCCCACCUUUGGGUCCAGAGGAGAUAAAAGAGGAGAAGCCAUUGCCCUUGGUUAGAAAGAAGGGACACAAGAGGAGAGCAGUGGAGAGGGAUGCCCCACCCAACCCCUUACCCGAAACAGAGGCCUGUUCCUUCCCCUUGAAGGCCAGAUAUGGGCUGAACGCCUGGAGAAGAUGGGUUUUCACCUCAACUGAAAAAUCCCAGGAUGAGAAUGGCAAGGAUCAGCUGAGGGUUAAGCCGGUGCGGUUGAAGAGGAGCUUGCUGUCGCUUAGCGUGGCGGAGCUGAACUGCGGCCUCGCCCGUUUCGUCAGCGAGGUGCGCCGGCCUAACGGGGAGAGCUACGCACCCGACAGCAUCUUCUAUCUCUGCCUAGGCAUCCAGCAGCAUCUGCGUGACAAUAGAAGAACAGAUGACCUCUUCAGUGACCCUGCCUACCAUCGCUUUGGACAGGAACUGAACAAAGUCUUAAAGGGCUGGCAGCCUAGUGUUCUUCCUGAUGGCUCCCUCUGGGGUCGGGUGGAGGAGCAGGCCCUAUGGAGCUGCCGGCAGCUGGGCCAGCACUCCCCCACUGCUCUGCUGCGCUCUCUGCUCUACCUCAACACCAAGUACUUGGGCCUGAGGACCGUGGAGCAGCACCUACGCCUCUCCUUCAGCAACGUCUAUGGCAUUCGCAAAAUGAACCCCUACACCAAGGAGCUUUCCGUCUGCCUCCGCAAUCCUUCCAUCUCACCGGAACAGCAAGUAAAACCAGCGUUGAGGAAGAGAAAACGCAAAGAGGAAGAUGAUGACCCAGAUUAUGCCCCAGACAAUGACUCAGGAAGCUGUCCGGUGAAGAAGCAUGAGUGUCUCUUAUAUGAGCUCUACCUCUCCAAGUGCCCAGCAGCUCUGAAGCACAGGACGGACGUGUUGUACAUGAAACCGGAAAUCUCCAGCAGCUCAGAUAGCCCCCUGUGGUACAGCUCCACCCCCUUAGAGAACACCACCCUGGAGAGCAUACUCACCCGAAUCCUGCUCAUUAAGGAUAUCUACGACAGACAGGACCCUUUGGAAGAGGAGGGGGAGGAGGAGGUAGAGAAGAAGGAGGAGGAGGAGGAGGAGGAGGAGGAAGAGGAAGAGGCCAAGGACAGCAGAGAAUAGCAUCAGUCCCGCCCUCUCCUCCUUCUCCACAGUACCGCACAAAUCUCCCUGCUAUUUAACCUCCAGCAAACUGAUAUCUGAUCAGUGCUAAACCAGCAGCUGUUGGGAUUGGGAGGAAGGUCUCUCUCUCUCACUCUCUCUCGUGCAGUGGAAGGGGGCGGAACCUGGAAGACAGUUUAUGGCUGUUGUUUUUUUGUUUGUUUUAUUUUUUUUCACCCUCCCCUUCUUCUUCAGCUUUUGACAAGUGCAGACCCCUGAUAUAGAAUCACUCACUAUGCCCAAUUUGAUGAACCUUUUACGUGUAAAUACUUUGGGGAAAGUGAGGAGGAACGCGGAAGUGGUUUGAUGCCGAGACUCUUCAAUUCUCCUUUUUGAAGGCCCUUUAUUUAUUACUGAUUGGUUUGGAUUUUUUGGACGCUGGGGUUUCCCCAGAAUGCCCCAUGGGACAGUCGAGCAUCUGAGCGGGAAUGUGCCAUGUGUACUUUUUCUUUCCUCCUAUGAGCAUUAAACCUGCAGCUGCUGUAAACUACAGCCCCACUGUGUCUCUUCUCUCCUCUCUGCUGUAUGUGUGUGCAUACAGUGUGUGUGUGUACGCAUAUCUGUGUGUCUGCGUCUGUGUGUGUGCAUAUCUGUGUGUCUGUAUCUGUGUGUGUGUGCGCACAUUUCUGUGUGUGCGCAUAUUUGUGUAUCUGCACCUGUGUGUGUGUGUGUGUGUGUGUGUGUGUGUGUGCACGUGUGUGUGUGUGCACAUAGCUGUGUGUCUGCAUCUGUGUGGGUGCCUAUAUCUGUGUCUGUAUCUGUGUGUGUGUCUGUGCAUGUUUUUGUGCAUGUGUGAACAUAUCUCUGUCUGCGUUUGUGCCUCUGUGUGUUGGGGUCAUUUCCACAGCUUCAUCUCCGUAGCUGACUUAAUCUGCAGGAGGAACAGGUUCGUUAAGGUAUUAAAAUAGAUGGCUUUAAACCCCUGGUGGUUUUUCUGAAAAGGACAGUCUUCAAAAUAAGCUUUAUUUUUCAGGCAUCUUCAGUGGUCACUGAAAAGGAGGCACUUACACCAUGCUGUUUUGGGAUGCUUUACGAGGAUCUGCCUCUAAAGUGUGUUGCUGUGGGCUUCACGUUGGCCCUCUGCACCUGGUUCUAUCACAAUAACAGUGUACGAUGUCUGUACAAUAUUAAGGAAACACUAUAAGAACGAGCACCGCAGUUUGCAAUGUGCUUUGCACACACUUCAGGUUUUAAUGUGCUCUCACAUAUCACCCACUUUUGCUCCUGAUAAGCUCUUUGCUGAAGAUAAAAUUGACAUUCAAUGCUCUUAAAUUUCAUUUAAGUAUUCUUUCCAUUUUGUUUUUAUUUAUGAAUGGGGAAAAUUUUAAUGCAUAUUUUUUUAAAAAGGUGCUUGUUUUUAAUAUUUGCUUCAUUUUCUGUUGUAGGCUAUAUGUUGUUUUUUUAUCUGACAAUAAAUUGCAGUACUUGA